GGUGUGCCGGAGAGCCGGGUCGUCGGUCAACAUCAGUGUGCUCCGAACGCUUCCAGCUGUACGAUGAGCUGCCAGCGAGCAACAGUUCUAGUGGUGGUGUUACAAGUAGUUCUUACCCGGUUAGUGCAUUCUACGUUAGCGGUAGAACAGAAUGAGCUGCCGGCACUGUAUGAGCUGGAGGAUUGGCGUGAGUGUGCGAUAGCCCCGGAGCAAGACUGGUACUGUGUAGUGCGUGUGCUACUCACAAGGGAGGAUGCAGUGGAGUGCCUGAAAGUGAAUGAUGUAAAACAGUUCCGCAGGACACUUCUCGAUAGAGGCGUCUGUUUGUCACACGCCCAAAGGACUGUGGAAGUUGAAACAAUGCCAGUGAGUGUGAAAUUUCCCUCCAAUUGCUGGAAUGUGUCCGAUCGCUACAUACUCAACCGAUCGUACUUCCCGCCGGCGAUGCACCCGGAUGUACGGACGGAGCUGGCAGCUAGUGAGCUGAUUAAUAGCCGGCUAAUAGCUCGCUAUCCCCACCUACGGGCGUACAGUGAGAUAGAAUACUGUCUGAAAAGUGAUCCAAAACCAGUGUACGAGCAAGCGUUAGGCGUUACGCUUGCUGUAACGCUAGUACUUGCUGCUGUGCUGGCCCUAAACGCACGCCGUUGGAUCUUACCAGAGUGUUCGCCUGCAAAGUCAACCCAACCGAUCAAGCAGAUCGUGCUGUUCGAUCUGUACAAAUGCUUCGGUGCGGUUGGUGUGGUUCUGGCACACUGCUGCCUGUUCGGUUCCUUUCUAAUGCCAAUGAAAAACAUUGACCUGCUAGAGGAGGUAAUUGCACAUCCGUAUGCGAAAUUCUGGCGCCUCUUCUGUCCCUUUCUCAUGCUGGCGUUCUUCGUGAUGAGCUCGAUGCUGCUGACGGUCAAGCUGUUGCACGGUGACCCAUCGAAACGACCCACACUCGGUGCAAUCAUUAGCCACCGCCUGAUAAGACUGAUGCCCGUGAAUCUGCUGAUGGUCGCGUUCGGUGCGCUCGUGUACGAUCGCUUCGCCGGCGGUGGGCCCCUCCUUUCGCGCCAGCUGAUCGUCGAGCAGGGCUUUUGCCGAUCGUACUGGUGGAUGAACGUGCUGUUCAUUUCGAACUUCAACAUGCAACGGCCGUGCCUGCCCGACUCGUGGUACGUUAGUGCCGAUAUGCAGCUGUACGUUGUGAUCGCACUAGCACUUCAACUUAUGUUCAGAUUUCCAAAGCACAACGGUGCAAUUCUUGCACUCCUAACGGUGUGCUCCUUUCUCGGACCAUUUCUAACUAUCCUUUACACUGACUUUGACCCGGUAGGACCUUCCAACCUUCACGAAAUGCGUUUCUUCCUGCUCGGCAGCCGCUUUAUGUCGCAGCUUUACACACCUUUCUACAACAAUCUUUCCUGGAGCGUAGCUGGCUUAAUGGCUGGGAUCGUGUACGAUCGCUAUCAGCGCAUUGGUGACAGUGCUAAGAAGCAGAAGCAGCUGUUACACUACAUAACUCUUACCAUAAAGCUAUCGUUCGUAAUGCUCGUCGUAAUGAUAUACGCGACGAUCGUUGCUUCGAACGAAGAAUCGCAGCCAAGCUCGCGAUGGUGGUUAGCACUCUGCUAUUCAGCGUACAAACUCUCCGGAGCGUGCUUUAUUAGUGCUUCAUUUUUGCGCAUUUCACUCACAGAGAGAGCGACAAAUUUCAACAUUCCACGGGUGGUGCGCAUUGGUGCAGCGCUCUACUAUUGCAUUUACUUUACACAUUUCCCAAUCAUGCGCAUCGUUUAUAGUAGCGCAGUAGAGACAAUCAUCACGCCAUGGUUUUUGAUUCAAAAAGCAGUAAAGGUGUUUGGAAUUACCUACGUACUGUCUGUUGUACUGCAUUACACCUAUGAAAACACGGCAAUCAAGUGGCUGCAGUGGAUAUUCUUCGGUAGGAAACGAUGACUGACGGCAUUCUCAAGGCACAAGCGGAAACUAGCUUGCGAAUCGUUUAAGACCACACAUUUCUUUUCAGAAUUGUAAAGACAUAUCAAAUCAAUGUGAUUGUAGAGAGAAAAGGGCUUAAAAAUGGACUUAUAGAAGUAAAACACAUAAAAAGAAAUAUGUUGUUCUGUUGCUAUGAGCAAAACAGCUAACAUGAAGAACAGUCUGAUAAAAACUAUAAUACAAAAUGUCGACUAAACAGCUUUCCAUGGGAUUUAGUGCAGUGCUUAACCGAUUUAACAUCUAGGAAAAUUAAAAUGGGUACUAUUUUAAAUGUAUGGUUGUUUUUCUAUACAAGAUCGUUUAUUUCAAGAUAAAAUAAACUAUAAUUUACAUGUUUUCUUUUAUAAUUUACAGAACAUAAAACGAAUUAGGGUUAUUUAUGAUUAAAAAGCAUAUUCGUUUUGUGUUUAGAGCA
Messenger RNA from Anopheles arabiensis, 2401 nucleotides. RefSeq lists its product as uncharacterized. Bases 64 to 1944 code for a protein of 626 amino acids. The record is from RefSeq and is a predicted model, not a curated record. Gene Ontology annotation, molecular function: acyltransferase activity, transferring groups other than amino-acyl groups. The transcript has 6 exons. Lineage: Eukaryota; Metazoa; Arthropoda; Insecta; Diptera; Culicidae.